Molecule: messenger RNA, 248 nt
Organism: Perkinsus marinus ATCC 50983
Lineage: Eukaryota; Perkinsozoa; Perkinsida; Perkinsidae
Exons: 1
Source: RefSeq, a predicted model, not a curated record
CCCAAUCUCCGACAAAAAAUAUCACAAUCCUCAUUUUGUGUGAUGCCCGGAUUUGGGAAGCCGCCAUUAUCACCGGAUUGGUCCUUUUCCCAUGGCUGCAUUUAAGGAAGCGAAAAAUCGAGGCUGUCAAGCUCUCUUCUCACGCGCUCGUUCUAAACUUCGACUUCCAGAAUGUCUCAUUUGGUCAAGCUAUAAGAAUAACGGAUUCCCCUCUUCGUGAGACGCAUGCUUUUGCCGUCGUCCCAAAU